UGCAGUUGAGAUAAGUUGCGAGCCAUCAGUCAAAAAGUAUGUCCGUGGCAUUUAUAUGGAGAAUGCAGUAGUCUCAACAAGUCCAACAGCAGAUGGAAAUACAGUAAUAGAUUCAUUCCAUCAGUUUUCUGGGAUCAAGUGGUUACGUGAAAAGCCAUUGAGCAAGUUUGAGGGUGCACAAUGGCUUCUCAUUCAGAAGGCAGAAGAGGAGAAACUUCUUCAAGUAACCUUCAAGCUGCCUGAGAAUCACAUGAAUAGGCUAAUUAGCGACUGCAAUGAACAUUAUCUAAGUGUCGGUGUUAGUAAGUAUGCUCAACUCUGGAAUGAGCAAAGAAAGUUAAUUCUGGAGGAUGCACUUCAUACUUUUCUUUUGCCAUCAAUGGAGAAAGAAGCAAGAUCCUUGCUGACUAGCAGAGCGAAGAGUCGGUUGCUUUUAGAGUAUGGACAGGCUUUGUGGAACAAAGUUUCUGCAGGGCCAUAUCAAAAGAAAGAAAUGGACAUUAGCUCAGAUGAGGAAGUUGCGCCUAGGGUCAUGGCAUGUUGUUGGGGACCUGGAAAGCCACCAAAUACGUUUGUGAUGCUGGAUUCAUCGGGAGAGGUGCUUGAUGUGCUCUAUGCUGGAUCCCUCACAUUACGAUCUCAAAAUGUCAACGACCAGCAACGUAAAAAGAAUGACCAGGAUCGUGUUUUAAAGUUUAUGAUGGACCACCAACCGCAUGUUGUGGCUUUAGGAGCUGUCAAUUUGUCUUGUACUCGCCUGAAGGAUGAUAUUUAUGAGGUCAUAUUCCAGAUGGUGGAGGAAAAGCCUAGAGAUGUUGGACAUGGAAUGGAUGAUUUAAGCAUUGUUUAUGUGGAUGAAUCACUUCCUAGACUAUAUGAAAAUUCUCGAAUCUCGGGUGAACAGCUACCUCAGCAGUCAGGGAUCGUGAAACGUGCAGUUGCUCUUGGACGCUAUCUCCAAAAUCCACUAGCAAUGGCUGCCACUUUAUGCGGUCCAGGUAGGGAAAUUUUGUCUUGGAAGCUUCAUCCCUUGGAGCAUUUUCUUCAGGUAGACGAGAAGUACGGAAUGGUUGAGCAGGUUAUGGUUGACAUAACAAACCAGGUUGGAAUCGACAUUAAUUUGGCAGCUAGCCAUGAGUGGUUUUUUUCUCCUUUACAGUUCAUUUCUGGACUUGGGCCUAGGAAAGCUGCAUCCUUGCAGAGGUCGCUUGUGAGAGCUGGUUCAAUAUUUGUUCGCAAGGACCUGAUAAUGCAUGGACUUGGUAAAAAGGUUUUUGUAAAUGCAGCCGGUUUCUUGCGCAUUCGCAGGAGUGGGCUAGCUGCUAGUAGCAGUCAAUUUAUUGACUUAUUGGAUGACACCCGAAUACAUCCCGAGUCAUAUAGCCUUGCCCAAGAAUUGGCUAAAGAUAUUUAUGAUCAGGAUGUCAGAGGUGACUCAAAUGAUGAUGAGGAUGCGAUAGAGAUGGCAAUAGAGCAUGUGAGAGAUCGGCCAGGCUCAUUGAGAAAAGUGGUCCUUGAUGAGUAUCUUGCCAGCAAGAAAAGGGAGAAUAAGAAGGAAACCUAUAGUAAUAUCAUGAGAGAAUUGAGCUGUGGUUUCCAGGAUUGGCGGAUACCCUUUAAAGACCCAAGUCCAGAUGAAGAAUUUUAUAUGAUUUCAGGUGAAACUGAAGACACCAUAGCUGAGGGAAGAAUUGUGCAGGCUAGUGUUCGGAGAUUACAGGGUGGAAGAGCCAUAUGUGUAUUAGAUUCUGGGUUAACUGGGAUGCUUACGAAGGAAGAUUUCUCAGAUGAUGGGAGAGAUAUUGUUGAGUUAUCGGAACGACUGAAAGAAGGCGAUAUCCUGACAUGCAAGAUCAAAUCAAUUCAAAAGCAGAGGUAUCAGGUGUUCCUUAUUUGCAAAGAAAGUGAGAUGAGAAACAACAGACACCAGCAUAACCAGAAUGUGGAUGCUUAUUACCAUGAGGAUAGAAACAGUCUCCAGCUAGUAAAAGAGAAAGCCCGAAAGGAAAAAGAGCUAGUGAGGAAGCAUUUUAAGUCCCGGAUGAUUGUCCAUCCUCGCUUUCAGAAUAUCACUGCUGACCAAGCUACAGAGUAUUUGUCUGACAAAGACUUUGGAGAAAGCAUUGUUCGUCCAAGUUCUCGAGGACUCAAUUAUUUAACUUUGACGCUCAAGAUUUAUGAUGAAGUUUACGCUCACAAGGAGAUAGUUGAAGGUGGGAAAGAAAACAAGGACAUCACUAGCCUACAGUGUAUUGGGAAAACCCUGAAAAUUGGAGAGGACACCUUCGAGGAUCUGGAUGAGGUCAUGGAUCGAUAUGUUGAUCCUUUGGUAUCUCAUCUUAAGACCAUGCUCAACUAUCGGAAAUUCCGAAAGGGGACCAAAUCAGAAGUAGAUGAUCUUCUGAAGAUCGAGAAGGGCGAAAAUCCUUCAAGAAUAGUUUACUGCUUUGGGAUUUCUCAUGAACAUCCAGGCACCUUUAUACUGUCUUAUAUAAGGAGCACAAAUCCACAUCAUGAGUAUAUAGGCUUAUAUCCUAAGGGAUUUAAGUUCAGGAAAAGGAUGUUUGAGGACAUUGAUAGGCUUGUGGCAUACUUCCAGAGGCAUAUUGAUGACCCAUUGCAGGAGUCAGUGCCAUCAAUCCGGUCUGUUGCUGCCAUGGUACCAAUGAGAAGCCCAGCAGACCGUGGCUCAUCUGGAGGAAGUGGUUGGGGUAGUUCUCAGAAUGAAGGAGGCUGGAAAGGAAACUCAGAUCGCUCAGGCUCAGGGAGGGGUGGUGAUUACAGAAAUGGUGGUGGACGUGAUGGGCAUCCAAGUGGGGCGCCAAGGCCAUAUGGUGGUCGUGGUCGAGGCAGAGGACGAAGAGAUGAUAUGAACGGUGACAGACAAGAUGGGAAUGGAGAUUGGGGUAAUAACGAUACUGGAACUGGAGAUGGAGGUUGGGGAAGUAGUACUGGUGGCGGUUGGGGAAGCGAGUCUGCUGAGAAAAAGAAUGAAGGUGCGGGCGGCUGGGGUAGUGGGUCUGGCGGUGGCGAUAGUGGUAGCGGAGGUUGGGGAAAUGAUUCUGGCGGUAAAAAGAGCAGUGAAGAUGAUGGUUGGGGAAACGAGGCUGGUGGUAAAAAGAGCGAUGGAGAGGGCGGUUGGGGGAAUGAAUCCAGCAGUCAAAAGAGUGGUGGCGGCGGUGGUGGUGGAUGGUGAAGAAACACAACCGCGGCUACUACUACUGGUUGGGUAAUUAAAUUGCAAAGUCUAAGACAAGACAUAAAAAAACACACAUUAGUAGUAAUUUUAGCUUCUCUCCCUCUCUGCCUAAGUGCCUUAUUUUUCAAUUUAAUGCUUUGCUUUUUUUUUUUUGUCUUCCUUUGUCUUAACUUGACGGUAUUAGUAUUGCGGUUAUGUAUUGUCCCUUUUUUUUUAACUUUCCAAGAAAGUCUUUCAAGCGA
Molecule: messenger RNA, 3441 nt
Organism: Camelina sativa (false flax)
Lineage: Eukaryota; Viridiplantae; Streptophyta; Magnoliopsida; Brassicales; Brassicaceae
Source: RefSeq, a predicted model, not a curated record